AUGGAAGCAUAUAAUAAAAAUGAAGAAGAAAAAAAAGAAAUUAAAAAUAAAAAUAAAAUAUUGAUAUGCGGAUUAAUAUCUGGUAUACUAACAAAAACAAUGUUUGCCCCAUUUGAUAGGAUAAAACUUUUUUAUCAAAUACAGCCAAUGUUUUAUCAUUAUAAUACAAAAAAAAAAAAAUUUAUCCUUAAAAAUACAAAAGAAUCUACAAAUAAUAAUAUAUUAUUAAAUGGAGUAGAUAAUAAAAAUUUUAGUAAAACUAGUGAAAUCAAAAAAUUUAUAAGUAAUAAAAAUAUAGUUUUUCAUAAUUUCAAAAAUUCACUGAAGGAAAUAAUAAGAACUAAUAAGAAAAAAGAGAAAAAAAUUUAUAUGACGAAUAAGACAUCACAGAUUUAUAAAAAUUACAAUAAUUCAAUAAAUUCUCAUAAAACUUUUAAAAAAAUUUUAUUUAAUUAUAAAAAUAAUUUAUACUUAAAUAAUUUAAGUAAAAAUUAUAGAUUUUUAAAUAGUUAUAAUGUAAAAAAUAUGUUACAAAAUAAAUUUAGUUAUUUAACUGGAAGAAAAGUAAAUAAUCAAACAUUUAAAUACAAAAAUAUUAUUCAAAGUUUUAUUUAUAUAAUUAAAGAAGAAGGUAUAUUAGGAUUGUGGAAAGGCAAUUUAAUUAAUACAAUAAGGGGUGGUUUAGUUUAUUCUUCUAAAUUCGGUACUAAUGAUAUAAUUAAAGAAAGUUAUAAAAGAAAAAAAAAGAAAAAUAAUGAAACUUUGAACGAAUAUGAUAUAAAAUUAGAAAAUAGUAAUAAUUAUACGAAAAAUACCGUUGAAAAAAAAAAAAAAAUUAACUAUUAUGAGAGUUUAACAGCAGGUUAUGCAUCAGGAGUAAUUCAAAAAACAGUAUCUUAUCCGUUAGAUCUUCUAAGUAUUAGAAUGGCAUUAGGUAUAAAUGAAAAGUAUUUAAGAAGCAAUUUACAGUAUAAAAGAAAAUCAAUUUUUAAAAUAAUUAAAGAAAUAAAUACAAAUGAAGGAUUUUCUGGUUUUUUUAAAGGAUUUUUUCCAACAUUAUUAACAGGUGUACCAUAUGUAACACUACAAAUGUUAUUUUUUGAUUUUUAUAAAAAUAUUUUUCAAAAUUAUUUUUCUCACAAAUCUAAUUCGUUAAGUUCCAUUGCCUUUUAUUCUUCUAUAUCAGGAUCGUUAAGUAAUUUAACAUCUUUAAUAAUUGUUUUUCCUGGAGAUACUGUUAGAAAAAGAAUGAUGAAUAAUGGUAUAGAUAACAAAAAUUAUAUUUAUAAAAAUACAUUUCAUUGUAUUAAAAAUAUUUAUUGUUGUGAAGGUUUUAAGAAUUUCUAUUAUGGUUUAUUUCCAUCUAUGCUUAAAGCUGUUCCUUCUGGGGCUAUUCAAUUUAUGACUUAUGAAAUUCUAAAAUAUAUGUUAACACAAAAUUAA
Molecule: messenger RNA, 1443 nt
Organism: Plasmodium gallinaceum
Lineage: Eukaryota; Apicomplexa; Aconoidasida; Haemosporida; Plasmodiidae
Product: mitochondrial carrier protein, putative
Exons: 1
Coding region: 1-1443 (480 amino acids)
Biological process (GO): transmembrane transport
Source: RefSeq, a predicted model, not a curated record